CUCGCCCUCAUUCACCAAUCCUCUCUCUCAUCUCAUUUUAACCUCACUGAGAGCACUUUCUCUCUCUGACCUCGCCGUCGCCUUGUAACUUGUUUUUUACUACGUGGAUUGCAGGCGUUCUAGGACGGUCGUCUUUUGUUUUAGAACUUUGCUGUUGUUGUAGUUAAGAGUACUCAAGAUGGUGAAGUUCACAGCUGACGAGCUUCGUAGGAUUAUGGACUACAAGCACAACAUUCGUAACAUGUCUGUUAUUGCACAUGUGGAUCAUGGGAAAUCCACACUUACUGAUUCUCUUGUGGCUGCUGCUGGUAUCAUUGCUCAAGAAGUUGCUGGUGAUGUCCGGAUGACAGAUACCCGGGCAGAUGAAGCUGAACGUGGUAUCACCAUCAAGUCUACUGGCAUAUCUCUCUACUAUGAGAUGACUGAUGAGUCACUGAAGUCGUUCAAAGGAGAGCGUAAUGGGAAUGAAUACCUUAUCAAUCUAAUUGAUUCUCCUGGACACGUUGAUUUUUCUUCCGAGGUCACAGCUGCCCUUCGAAUUACUGAUGGUGCUCUUGUGGUGGUUGAUUGUGUUGAGGGUGUCUGUGUCCAAACAGAAACUGUUCUCCGACAGGCUUUGGGUGAAAGGAUCCGACCGGUGUUAACUGUUAACAAGAUGGACAGGUGCUUCCUUGAGCUCCAGGUCGAUGGAGAGGAGGCUUACCAGACAUUCCAGAGAGUGAUUGAAAAUGCUAAUGUGAUCAUGGCCACGUACGAGGAUCCCCUCCUUGGUGACGUUAUGGUGUACCCUGAGAAAGGAACAGUUGCUUUCUCAGCUGGGUUGCACGGCUGGGCUUUCACUCUGACCAACUUUGCUAAGAUGUAUGCUUCCAAAUUUGGUGUCGAUGAGUCUAAGAUGAUGGAGCGUCUCUGGGGCGAAAACUACUUUGACCCUGCCACCAAAAAGUGGACCACCAAGAAUUCUGGCUCUGCUACUUGCAAGCGUGGAUUUGUUCAGUUCUGCUAUGAACCCAUUAAGCAGAUCAUCAACACUUGCAUGAAUGACCAGAAAGACAAGCUGUGGCCCAUGUUGCAGAAGCUUGGUGUCACAAUGAAGUCUGAUGAGAAGGAGUUGAUGGGGAAGGCUCUGAUGAAGCGUGUCAUGCAGACCUGGCUUCCAGCGAGUAGUGCCCUCCUGGAAAUGAUGAUCUUCCAUCUCCCUUCUCCUUCCACUGCUCAAAGAUAUCGUGUUGAGAAUUUGUAUGAGGGACCCCUUGAUGAUCAGUAUGCGAAUGCUAUUAGGAACUGUGAUCCCGAGGGGCCUCUCAUGCUGUACGUGUCCAAGAUGAUUCCUGCUUCUGACAAGGGAAGGUUCUUUGCCUUUGGGCGUGUGUUCGCCGGGAAAGUGUCGACUGGUUUGAAGGUUAGAAUCAUGGGUCCGAACUAUGUCCCUGGAGAGAAGAAGGACUUGUAUGUUAAGAGUGUGCAAAGAACUGUUAUUUGGAUGGGAAAGAAGCAGGAAACCGUGGAAGACGUACCUUGUGGGAAUACAGUGGCUUUGGUUGGUUUGGACCAGUAUAUCACUAAGAAUGCUACCUUGACGAAUGAGAAGGAAGCGGAUGCCCACCCAAUCCGAGCAAUGAAGUUCUCAGUUUCACCUGUCGUUCGUGUGGCUGUUCAGUGCAAGGUUGCCUCUGACUUGCCCAAGCUUGUUGAAGGCCUCAAACGUCUGGCUAAAUCUGACCCUAUGGUGGUCUGUAGUAUUGAGGAGUCUGGGGAGCACAUCAUUGCUGGUGCAGGAGAGCUGCACCUUGAAAUCUGUCUGAAGGAUUUAGUGGACGAUUUCAUGGGUGGAGCUGAAAUUAUCAAGUCAGAUCCUGUUGUGUCUUUCCGUGAGACGGUUCUUGAGAAGUCGUCACGCACUGUCAUGAGCAAGUCGCCAAACAAGCAUAACCGUCUAUACAUGGAAGCUAGACCCUUGGAGGAGGGCCUUGCUGAGGCCAUUGACGAUGGACGUAUUGGCCCAAGGGAUGACCCCAAGGUCCGAUCUAAAAUAUUGUCGGAGGAGUUCGGUUGGGACAAGGAUCUCGCAAAAAAGAUAUGGUGUUUUGGGCCGGAAACCACUGGGCCUAACAUGGUUGUGGAUAUGUGCAAGGGAGUUCAAUACCUGAAUGAAAUCAAGGAUUCUGUCGUUGCUGGGUUCCAAUGGGCGUCAAAAGAAGGGGCACUAUCGGAAGAAAACAUGAGGGGUAUUUGCUUUGAAGUUUGUGAUGUGGUUUUGCAUGCGGAUGCUAUUCACAGAGGAGGUGGGCAGGUCAUUCCGACUGCCCGGAGGGUCAUUUACGCUUCCCAGCUGACUGCCAAGCCCAGACUUUUGGAGCCUGUAUACUUGGUGGAGAUCCAGGCACCUGAACAAGCCCUUGGGGGAAUUUACAGUGUUCUGAAUCAAAAACGUGGUCAUGUAUUUGAGGAAAUGCAGAGGCCGGGUACCCCCCUUUACAACAUCAAGGCUUACCUUCCUGUUAUAGAGUCGUUUGGUUUCUCUAGCACUUUGAGGGCAGCAACUUCAGGGCAGGCCUUUCCGCAGUGCGUUUUUGAUCAUUGGGAUAUGAUGAUGUCUGAUCCAUUGGAAGUUGGGUCACAGGCGGCAACCCUUGUGUCAGAUAUUCGCAAGAGGAAAGGGUUGAAGGAACAGAUGACACCGCUGUCCGAGUUCGAGGACAAGCUGUAAGUCAUCGCUUCUCAGAUUAUUCAAUCCAAGCUACUAGUUCAGAUGAUAGUGAAUGGUCGAUGAGAGACAGUAAUGCUGGACUGGAUAAUUUUGUUGGUUUUGUCUAUUGAGAUUCUCAUUUUUCGAUGGUCUGUUGUAGAACAUUUGGUUCAUGGGAGUUGAUUCCCUCGGUAUUAUGUUUGCAUCUUAUUCUGUGAACGAGUUUUGGAACUCUCUCUCAGUUAUCUUUUCAGGUAACGUUUUUGAUUUUCAGAGUGUAAUCGGAUGUGGUUUGAACCUCUUUGAGAUGCAUUUGUUCUGCCAUUUUGAUCAGUAGUUAGUGGUUGCAAAUGAGCUCCAUCUAAAUUAACGAUGUAUCCUGUAUUUGAAAAAAAUAGUGAUCUUCUUC
Rhododendron vialii is the source of this 3098-nucleotide messenger RNA. Its product is annotated as elongation factor 2. Gene Ontology annotation, cellular component: cytosol; ribonucleoprotein complex. NCBI's taxonomy places the organism in Eukaryota, Viridiplantae, Streptophyta, Magnoliopsida, Ericales, Ericaceae. The transcript is spliced from 4 exons. The coding region runs from base 179 to 2710 and encodes 843 amino acids. Gene Ontology annotation, molecular function: ribosome binding; GTPase activity; GTP binding. Gene Ontology annotation, biological process: translational elongation. The record is from RefSeq and is a predicted model, not a curated record.